AGGAGGAACGCCGAGCCGCGGCCGCCGGCAAACGUAAAGUUUCUGCGGCUCAAAGUGACGCAAAAAUUCUUAAAGAGCUCUUUGGCGGCGGAUAUCUAGAGAUCAGACCAUGUGAGGGGCCGAGAGUACAAAUACGGCCGCGCGGGGGCCGGCUCCGGCACAGGCAGCGGCGCCCCGGUGCCUCGAGGGCGCGAGGGUCGCCCGCCUCUGAAGCCCAGGACCAGGCUCCGCGGACUCCGGACAGCUUCCCUGCAGAGUGCCCCGAGGGAGAAAGUGAAUGAAAUCUAGAACAAAUCGCAGGACUCCUGCAGCAGGAGGGUGACAGAGCCCUGGUAUGGCUAAAUGUUGAUUCCCUGGCCAACAUGUUCUUCCGAGAUCGGUGACAUCUCCCUUCCAGAGACAGCGGUGGACGUGCUGGAGAAACAUCCGGGGAGCUGAGCUGAGUUCCCUGCACCUUGGCCCGCAGCAGUGACAUGAAGGCACCGCAGGCUGGAGGCACGUGCGGACAGAGACACCGGCCACGCUGGCAUCUGUAACCUGCUGGCUCUUCCAAGGUGGACAAGAGGUGACCCCGCCUGCCCACUGUUGCAGAAUAACAAGUGGAUUAGCCUCAGGAGUUGCUGGAAAGGGGCGAGAAGAAUGAAUGAGCUCUCGACCCCACUGAUGUAAAGUGCUGAGAAGACCCACAGAUCCCAGCAUCAAGAAUUCAGGUCAGGUCCUCGGCACAUGGACCUCAGGGUCAUCUGCUAGCCAGCAAGAUGGAGACCACACCCCUAACUUCCCAGAAGGAGCUGUCAGCGUGUAAGGAUGGAGAAGAUUGUCAGGAAAAUGGAGUUCUACAGAAAAGUGUCUCUUCCCCUGGGGAUAAGGUGGAGUCCGGCCAAAUCUCCAACGGGUACUCAGCAGUUCCGAGCCCAGGUGCAGGAGACGACACUCAGCACUCCAUCCCAGCUGCCACCACCACCCUAGUGGCUGAGGGUCAUCCAGGGGAACGGGAGACCUGGGGCAAGAAGAUGGAUUUCCUCCUCUCAGUCAUUGGCUACGCCGUGGACCUGGGCAACGUCUGGCGAUUUCCCUACAUCUGUUACCAGAACGGAGGGGGGGCGUUCCUCCUCCCCUACACUAUCAUGGCCAUCUUCGGAGGGAUCCCGCUCUUCUACAUGGAGCUCGCGCUGGGUCAGUACCACCGCAAUGGAUGCAUUUCGAUAUGGAGGAAAAUCUGCCCAAUUUUCAAAGGGAUCGGUUACGCCAUCUGCAUCAUUGCCUUUUACAUCGCCUCCUACUACAACACCAUCAUGGCCUGGGCGCUCUACUACCUCAUCUCCUCUUUCACGGACCAGCUGCCCUGGACCAGCUGCGAGAACUCCUGGAACACUGGCAACUGUACCAACUACUUCUCCGAGGACAACAUCACCUGGACACUCCACUCAACGUCCCCAGCAGAAGAAUUUUACACGCGCCAUGUCCUACAGAUCCACCGGUCUAAGGGACUGCAGGACCUGGGGGGCAUCAGCUGGCAGCUUGCCCUCUGCAUCAUGCUGAUCUUCACUAUUAUCUACUUUAGCAUCUGGAAAGGCGUCAAAACGUCUGGCAAGGUGGUUUGGGUUACAGCUACCUUCCCUUACAUCAUCCUUUCCAUCCUGCUGGUGAGGGGAGCCACCCUCCCUGGAGCCUGGAGGGGAGUUCUCUUCUACUUGAAACCCAACUGGCAGAAGCUCCUGGAGACAGGGGUGUGGGUGGAUGCGGCCGCUCAGAUCUUCUUCUCUCUCGGUCCUGGUUUUGGGGUCCUACUGGCUUUUGCUAGCUACAACAAAUUCAACAACAACUGUUACCAAGACGCCCUGGUGACCAGUGCGGUGAACUGCCUGACGAGCUUCGUUUCCGGAUUUGUCAUCUUCACAGUGCUUGGGUAUAUGGCUGAGAUGAGGAAUGAAGAUGUGUCCGAGGUGGCCAAAGAUGCAGGCCCCAGCCUCCUCUUCAUCACAUAUGCAGAAGCCAUAGCCAACAUGCCGGCGUCCACGUUCUUUGCCAUCAUCUUCUUCCUGAUGUUAAUCACACUGGGCUUGGACAGCACGUUUGCAGGCUUGGAGGGAGUGAUCACGGCCGUGCUGGAUGAGUUUCCACAACUGUGGUCCAAGCGCCGGGAGUGGUUUGUGCUUGGCGUGGUCAUUACCUGCUUCUUUGGAUCCCUGAUCACCCUGACUUUUGGAGGGGCCUAUGUGGUGAAGCUGCUGGAGGAGUUUGCCACGGGACCCGCGGUGCUCACCGUUGCCCUGAUAGAAGCAGUUGCUGUGUAUUGGUUCUAUGGCAUCACUCAGUUCUGCAGUGAUGUGAAGGAAAUGCUCGGCUUCAGCCCUGGAUGGUUUUGGAGGAUCUGCUGGGUAGCUGUCAGCCCUCUGUUUCUCCUGUUCAUCAUUUGCAGUUUUUUGAUGAGCCCACCACAGCUACGACUUUUCCAAUAUAACUAUCCUCAAUGGAGUAUCAUCCUGGGUUACUGCAUAGGAACCUCAUCUUUCAUCUGUAUCCCUACAUACAUAACUUACCGGCUGAUCGUUACCCCAGGGACACUUAAGGAGCGUAUUAUUAAAGGUAUCACGCCAGAAACACCUACAGAAAUUCCCUGUGGAGACAUCCGCUUGAAUGCUGUGUAAAAUGUCUCUAAGAGGAAAAUGGCUUCCCAACAACCUCUUUCUUCAGUUCUGACAAGUCACACCUCGCCUGCGCCCUCUAAGUGAAUGAGUCUCCGCCUAAGCCUGCCGAUGGAAGGGCCUUCUUCAUAGAGAGACAGCCCCAAAAGACUAUGGUGCCCAGACUCUCAUGGCCUCCAGCCACUUCCUUCUGUGAAAUCUCCUGGACGUGUUACCACGUCAGACUCUGUGACACAGCUGAAGUGGCUGUUCUGGAUGUGUGAGGGUGUGGAUGGAGAUGAAGAAAAUCACCGUAUCAUCAGUUAGGAUUAGGUUUAAGAUCAAGUCUAUGAAAGUCUCCUGUUAUCAUUUCUUGUUACAGUCAUCAGUAUCUGAUGACAUGUGUUUGCUUCAGAAGGUUUCACUGUUCAUGAAUGCGUAAACCAUACAGGAGAAAACAGGGAUGCCAUCUUGCUAGCUAUAUAUUUUCUGAGUAGCGUAGAAUUCUAUAGCUGGAAUCUGCUAGAAUCCUGUAACCCAUGUGCUGCUGUGGAGUCAGGAGAGGAAGAAGAUGUACGAAGCUAAGCUCAAAAAUAACAUGUACGUGUGAGCAUGUGUGUCUGUGUAUACUGUUGUUCCAGUGUAUCUUUAUUCUAAUACGUUGGGCCCAUUACAAACUAUAUGAAUUUCCUCUAGUUUUUCUUACAUUAACAAAUUCUACCUACCAAA
This is a messenger RNA of Camelus dromedarius (Arabian camel), 3356 nucleotides long. It is a transcript of the gene SLC6A4, whose product is annotated as solute carrier family 6 member 4. The record is from RefSeq and is a predicted model, not a curated record. Gene Ontology annotation, molecular function: serotonin binding; serotonin:sodium:chloride symporter activity. The transcript has 16 exons. Gene Ontology annotation, cellular component: plasma membrane; neuron projection. The coding region runs from base 759 to 2651 and encodes 630 amino acids. NCBI's taxonomy places the organism in Eukaryota, Metazoa, Chordata, Mammalia, Artiodactyla, Camelidae. Gene Ontology annotation, biological process: serotonin uptake; sodium ion transmembrane transport.